UGAAGCGCUGUGCCCUUAAAGUUAGCCCCCGGCGUGUCCCUCCAACAAUCAAGCGCCGCCGCCUGUCCCGCCAGCAUGAACUGGCUCAGGAACUCGCGCUUAAUUUUCUCCAGGCUCCAGAUCGUCCGACGCUACUGCAACCCUGCCCAGACACUACCAGGUCCUCGAUCGCGUUCCAAUGUCAUGGGCUCAAUCCGACGGCUCUUUUUCCGCCACGCCGCCUCCCAUAUGGCCCAUGCGCGGUCACUGCCGGCAGUCGUCUCACGGAGCCGACCGCGGUGGUACCCGAACCCGUGGAAGGUGGCCGCUGCGGUGGUUGUCCUGCCCUACGCUGCCAAGUUCAGUAUUUUUGCCGCGAUAAGCCAAAAAGAGACCGUGCCCUACACCAACCGGGCCCAUCGUGUCCUCCUGACCUCGUCGGAGGAGCGCGAGUUUGGCGAUGAAGACUUCAACGAUUGGAAGAAGAAGCGCGGCAAAGACAUCCUUGGCCCGUCUGACCUGAGGACUGUCCUCGUCCGCCGCAUCGCCUCAGACAUCAUCCACGGAGUCCGCCGCCUCUUCCCCAACAACGGCAUCCAUGACGAUGAUGUUAAGCAGGGGAAGGUGGUGAUGCGGCCACAGACGGGGCAUCUCAAUGACCUUAACUGGGAGGUGAUGGUUGUCGAAGAUGACAAAGUAAGGGCUUUCAGCUCAAAGGGCGGGAAGAUUGUAAUCCACACUGGAUACCUCAAGCAUUUGAAGACCGAUGCCGAGAUUGCCACCGUUAUUGGCCAUGAGGCCGCACAUGUUGUUGCAAGGCAUAGCAUGGAGUUGUUGAGGUCAAUUCCGUUCUACAAACUAAUGCCCUUCUCACGAAGGGCCGAAUUGGAGGCAGAUCACAUCGGAUUGAUGAUAAUGGCCGCUGCUGGUUUCGAUCCACGCGUAGCCCCUGAGUUCCGCAAGAAGAUUGGAGAGAUCAUUGGAGACACCAAAUUAAUGGACUACAUCGGUACUCAUCCUUCGUCUGAGACAAGAUCACGGAUGUUAUCACGAAAGGAGGUCAUGGAGGAGGCAUUGGAGCUGUACAAACAAGAACGUAUGCGCAGGGAGAAGUGCCAAUCUCUGUCUUCCCUAUGGUGGAACGUCCUCGGAUACCGAUCUUGCUAGAUGAUCCCUUGCGUCAAUGGCGCAAUGACCAAAUACAACAGAAAAGUUAGCCAGACUACUAUAAAAUGUUUUUUAAUGAACCGUUGGAAAUUAUGAUAUUAAUCUCUUUUUCUUUUACGAAAAGUAGGAUAACGUCCGGCCUCUAUACCAAGCGAUGCACACAACCAUCUUUAUUGUGACGUUAAUCUAUCUA
Triticum aestivum (bread wheat) is the source of this 1339-nucleotide messenger RNA. RefSeq names its product mitochondrial metalloendopeptidase OMA1. The record is from RefSeq and is a predicted model, not a curated record. Gene Ontology annotation, molecular function: metalloendopeptidase activity. Lineage: Eukaryota; Viridiplantae; Streptophyta; Magnoliopsida; Poales; Poaceae. The transcript is spliced from 3 exons. Gene Ontology annotation, cellular component: membrane. The coding region runs from base 76 to 1146 and encodes 356 amino acids.